Metarhizium acridum CQMa 102 is the source of this 1182-nucleotide messenger RNA. The record is from RefSeq and is a predicted model, not a curated record. NCBI's taxonomy places the organism in Eukaryota, Fungi, Ascomycota, Sordariomycetes, Hypocreales, Clavicipitaceae.
AUGGAACCCAGUCCGACAAUUGGUACCACGCAGACCCCUGAAGACGCCUCAACCAGCUACGAAUAUAUUUCUCCAAUCGGGGAGUCGUAUAUCAAGGACGCAGCUCGACUCUACCCAAAGCCCCGGAAAGAGGUUAAAAGGAGGGACAACGAAUUCUGCCUUGUUGAUCGUAUACAUGAAGCCGAGUAUGGAAAACUGCAAACACCCCCAGAACCUGCGCACAAACUUGUCAUCACUCUUGAAGACGACAACUUCACCGACGAGAAAUAUCAGGUUUACGACAACUAUCAACGAGUUGUCCACAAGGACCUCCCCGAAGAUAGGACUCCUCGGGCCUUCAAGCGAUUCCUCUGUAGUUCUCCCCUACGACGGGAAGUCAUGGUGACACCUGAUGGACAAAAGCGCAAGUUAGGGUCGUAUCAUCAGUGUUACAGGCUCGAUGGCGUCCUGGUUGCCAUUGGAGUAUUAGAUCUGCUACCUGACUGCGUCAGCUCCGUUUACUUUCUAUAUCAUGAAAGCAUUCACAAGCAGACCCCGGGGAAACUAGGUGCAAUGCACGAAAUCGCCCUAGCGAAAGAAGAAGGGUAUCGUUGGUGGUACCCUGGGUUCUACAUUCACAAUUGCCCGAAGAUGAAGUAUAAAAUCGACUAUUCUCCGCAAUUCAUCCUCGAUCCCAGCAGCUUUGGCUGGGACCCAUUAGACCAGGCAACCUUGAAUCUCCUCGACCAGAAGCCGUUUCUCAGUCUAUCCAUUGAAAGGCAAGAAGCUUCUAUCGUUGACAGUGAGCCCCAAACUGAUGAGACUCGAGGCUCCAAAAGGCCAAAGGUUAGCAAUCAGGUCGGGCAAGCCACUCCUAGAAAUGGCACACGCACAGAGGGUCACGACAACAGGGAGGGGGAAAAUAACGAUGAAGAUGGAGAUGAAGACAUAGGGUCCCUCUUCCAAUCAAGCAUGCCCGGAAUCACUUGCGCCUCAGAUAUGGAGGAAGUCGAUUUGGAUCACAUUGCCUUGAAGGUGUUUUCCACCGGACCACUAUUCGAGACUUCUGAUCUCGUGGCUUGGGACUCCAAAAGCAUCACCGAUUGGCCUGGGAUUAAGGCCUCUGUAGCAGAGUUGAUUGCGGCUAUUGGGCCAGAUGUUAAAGAUAUGAUCUGUUUGGACAUGACACGGGAGAGAGCUUAG